Molecule: messenger RNA, 477 nt
Organism: Huiozyma naganishii CBS 8797
Lineage: Eukaryota; Fungi; Ascomycota; Saccharomycetes; Saccharomycetales; Saccharomycetaceae
Gene: SDH5
Product: succinate dehydrogenase assembly factor SDH5
Exons: 1
Coding region: 1-477 (158 amino acids)
Biological process (GO): protein-FAD linkage; mitochondrial respiratory chain complex II assembly; mitochondrial electron transport, succinate to ubiquinone
Cellular component (GO): mitochondrion
Source: RefSeq, a predicted model, not a curated record
AUGCUGGCCAGGACUGCUUUAACGAGAAAUACACGCCUGCUGAGGUUUGCUCCAAUCUUCCGCCAAAAUCGGCAUUACUCAAGUCGCUCGUCCUCCAAUGAUGGUGGUGAAGGGCAUGAUGCGGAAUUGAUAAAAAGAAUCAAAAUACCUCCAAUCAAGAGAACAGGCGAAACUUUGGACAAGAUGAGGUCACGGUUAAUCUAUCAAUCGCGCAAAAGAGGUAUCCUGGAGACAGACUUGCUUCUAUCCAGUUUUGCUGCCAAGAACCUGAAGAACAUGAGUAAAGAGCAGCUAGAAGAGUACGAUGAGCUGUUGAACGAAUUGGAUUGGGAUAUUUAUUACUGGGCGACUAGGAACUACAAAAUCAGUCCCAUUCCUGAUAAGUGGAGAAACUCCAAGCUGUUGAAAGAUCUACAAAACUUUAGCGAGAAUAAGGAAAAAAAAAUACUUCGAAUGCCGGAACUUGACAAGUACUGA